Exophiala xenobiotica is the source of this 657-nucleotide messenger RNA. RefSeq lists its product as uncharacterized. Gene Ontology annotation, molecular function: thioredoxin peroxidase activity. Bases 13 to 657 code for a protein of 214 amino acids. Lineage: Eukaryota; Fungi; Ascomycota; Eurotiomycetes; Chaetothyriales; Herpotrichiellaceae. The transcript has a single exon. Gene Ontology annotation, cellular component: cytoplasm. Gene Ontology annotation, biological process: cellular response to oxidative stress; cell redox homeostasis. The record is from RefSeq and is a predicted model, not a curated record.
UCCAACAUCGUCAUGGCUCUCGCAGCUCAGCUCAACAGCGUCACCGAACAGUUCAAGAAGACCUUCCCCAAGCCCGUGCAAGACGCUCUCUUCGGAGCCACCAACGAUUUCAUCGCGUCCUACGACCCCAAAUCCGCCAUCCAAGUCGGCGACAAACUUCCCGAAUUCAAGCUCAGCAACGCCGUCGGGACCGAGGUGUCGAGCACCGAACUGCUAGCCAAAGGCCCCUUGCUCAUCACCUUCUACCGAGGCGAAUGGUGUCCGUUCUGCAACCUGGCCCUGGCCGCCAUGCAGAAGCACCUGGACGAGUUCCAAGCCAGGGGCGUCACCCUCGUGGCCAUCAGUCCUGAACUGCCCAACAACACUUUGUCGACGAUCGAGAAGAACGAGCUCAAGUUCCCUGUGCUGUCGGACGUCGGAAACAAGUACGCGAAAGAGCUAGGCAUUGUGUUCCAACAGCCAGAUUCGCUGCGUCCCUUCUUUGCCGGUGCUGGACAUGAUCUCAAGGGUCGAAAUGGGGACGACUCGUUCGCCGUGCCCAUACCCGCGACAAUCCUUGUCGAUGGCAAGGGUGUUGUGCGCAACACUUCCAUUGACCCAGACUACAAGAAUAGGCUGGAGCCUUCGGAGGCUCUGGCGUGGAUUGAUGCUUUAUAG